AAGAAAAAAUGAGGAAAAUAAAUUCAAAUUAAUCAAUAAGACUGUACAUUGUACAAGAAGAUGCAUGUCCGGAAGUGUACGGAACUAAAGCAACAAUCACAAUGGCGGAUUCUUCACCAGCUCCCUUUGAUCCCAAGGAGCACCCUCACAUGCGUUACAACCCUCUCUCCGGCGAAUGGGUCCUCGUUUCUCCUCACAGGCUCAAGAGACCGUGGAAAGGACAGGUGGAAAAAGGUCAAGAUGAGGUCGUUCCUCCAUGGGACCCAAAGAAUCCUUUGUGUCCAAGGGCAGUCAGAGCUAACGAUGAGGUUAAUCCUGACUAUCAGAACACUUUUGUUUUUGGAAACGACUUCCCAGCAAUGCUCAGAGGAACUCCUGAGCCAGGUCCUUCAAAGCAUCCACUCCUUCAGGCUGCCCCGGCUGGCGGCUCAUGUCGUGUCAUGUGUUUCCACCCACGCUCUGACGUUACUCUACCUCUAAUGACCACGCCUGAUAUAACAAAGGUCAUUGAUGAGUGGGCAGUUCAGACAGAGGACUUAGGCUCCACCCAUGAGUGGGUGCAAGUGUUUGAGAACAAAGGAAAGAUGAUGGGAUGCUCCAACCCACACCCACACUGUCAAAUAUGGGCUUGUCAGUUUUUACCCAACGAAGCUCAGAAAUCAGAUACCAAUCAGAGAGCGUACUACAAGGAACAUGGGAAGCAGCUUCUUCUCGAUUAUGUUGAAUUGGAAAUGAAAGAAAAGGAGCGUGUUAUAGCUGAGAAUCCUCAUUGGUUAGCUGUGGUCCCUUACUGGGCAUCAUGGCCUUAUCAAGUCAUGCUUCUGCCAAAGAGACAUGUUCUUCGUUUACCCGACCUCACCAGCGAAGAAAGAACAAGUCUGGCUGAAGUGAUGAAAGAAUUUCUUAUCAAGUAUGAUAACCUCUUUGAGUGCUCUUUCCCUUAUUCUAUGGGAUGGCAUGGGGCACCAACUGGAUCAUACUUAAAGGAGGACUGCAGUCAUUGGCAGUUACAUGCUAUUUAUUAUCCACCGUUGCUGAGAUCAGCUACAGUGAGGAAGUUUAUGGUGGGAUUUGAGAUGCUAGGACAGCCACAAAGAGACCUCACAGCCGAACAAGCAGCCGAGAAACUAAGAUCCCUACCCAAUAUCCAUUACAAAGUGAAACAAGAAGAGCAAAAGUAGAUGUAGACAUAUUAUGUAGAUUAAUUUAUUUUGUGCUAUUUUUUGUACAUAUGUAAAAUGCUAACCGCCAUUUUAUAAUAAAGAAAGCUGUCAUGAUUGUUGUACUUCAA
Molecule: messenger RNA, 1291 nt
Organism: Amphimedon queenslandica
Lineage: Eukaryota; Metazoa; Porifera; Demospongiae; Haplosclerida; Niphatidae
Product: galactose-1-phosphate uridylyltransferase-like
Exons: 13
Coding region: 102-1181 (359 amino acids)
Biological process (GO): beta-D-galactose catabolic process via UDP-galactose, Leloir pathway
Cellular component (GO): cytoplasm
Molecular function (GO): UDP-glucose:hexose-1-phosphate uridylyltransferase activity; zinc ion binding
Source: RefSeq, a predicted model, not a curated record